GGGGCUCGGGCUGGAGAAGCUUUGACCGACAAGGCGGAAUGAUCAACUGCCGAUCCCGGCAGGCAAUGCUUGAACUAAUUUUCUUGCUUCACACGAAGACAACCACUGCGAAUGCAUCGUAAAAGCCAAUCUCUCUCACAGAAUGCGCCUCUCUCUCCUCGCUCGCCGACUUCCACCUCUCGGCCCGCCAAUACCACCCGCACGCCACGUUUUCUCCUCAGCCGCCGCUGCCCGAGCGAAUCCCGAAUGUACCCCGGAAUCACAACCACAUCAACAAUUAUCACAAGAACACCCAACACCACCCAAUAAUGCCACCACCUCCCCCAACCCUCCCACCCCAACAACCACAACCACAACCACAACCGCAACCACACCCCAAACCACCACCACCAGCACACCACCCCUAAUCUACCCCUCCGCCCCCUCCCCGCACCACCACAACCUCCCCACCUUCCUCACCUACGCGGCACGCACCAACCUAGACCCGCACUCGACCGUCUACGUCGGCACGCACUUCGAGUACACGGCCUCCGCCUCCCUAUCCCGCUACGGGCUGGCCCUGCGGCGCGUCGGCGGCGCGUCGGACAACGGCAUCGACCUGCUCGGCGUGUGGGCGCUGCCCGGCGCCGUCGCCGAGGUGCGCGUGCUCGCGCAGUGCAAGGCCGUGCAGCAGCCCGGGCCGCGCCUGAUCCGCGAGCUGGAGGGCGCGUUCGUGGCCGCGCCGGCCGGGUGGCGCGGCCGUGGUGGCGUGGUCGGGUUGUUGGUGGCGGAGAAGCACGCGACCAGGGGGAUCCGGGAGGCGCUGGCGCGGAGCAGGUGGCCGAUGGGGUUUGUGGCGUGUUCGAGGGCGGGGGCGGUUGAGCAGUUUCUGUGGAAUCGCAGGGCGGAGAAGGCAGGGCUGGAGGGGGUUGGUGUUGGGAUGAGGUACGGUGGUGGUGGUGGUGGGGGGCAGGAGUUGGUCUUGACGUGGAAGGGGCGGAAUUUGCCCUUUGUGAGGGCCGAGGAGGCAUCUGCGUAAAGGGGUGUCUGGGUAAAAUGACGGAGUGGGCGAGUGCCAAUACGGUUCACCGAUGAAUUUCCGGCUCUUGAGGGAGUGGGUAAGUCAGAAUGUUGAGAACCCGGGGUUAACAACUGACGUUGCCACCAGACCAGACAACG
Molecule: messenger RNA, 1158 nt
Organism: Chaetomium fimeti
Lineage: Eukaryota; Fungi; Ascomycota; Sordariomycetes; Sordariales; Chaetomiaceae
Exons: 1
Coding region: 143-1018 (291 amino acids)
Cellular component (GO): mitochondrion
Source: RefSeq, a predicted model, not a curated record